This is a messenger RNA of Panicum hallii, 2908 nucleotides long. Its product is annotated as translocase of chloroplast 90, chloroplastic. The transcript has 3 exons. The record is from RefSeq and is a predicted model, not a curated record. Gene Ontology annotation, molecular function: GTP binding; GTPase activity. Gene Ontology annotation, cellular component: chloroplast outer membrane. Gene Ontology annotation, biological process: protein targeting to chloroplast. Bases 170 to 2521 code for a protein of 783 amino acids. Lineage: Eukaryota; Viridiplantae; Streptophyta; Magnoliopsida; Poales; Poaceae.
UGACAAAAACGAGCGCUCGCCGCCGCGGAGUCGCUCCUGUCCGGCCGAGCGAGCCACACAGAAAAGAUAAACAAAAAAAAAAAACCCACCGCAUCUCCAACAUCCCCUCCUCCCAAGAACGCGGCGGCGGCCGCCGGACGCCUCUCCGACCAGUUGCAGGUGAAGGAGGAUGAUGAUGAACUUCAGGGACUGGAUCUCGUUCCGGCUCGGGUCGUCGCUGCUGUCCGCCAGGCCCUUCGCGCUCUCCUCCGGGGACGACGACGGCGCCUCCGAGGGCGACGCCGAUGGUACAACACAGAAUGAGUUUGUAGAGACUGUUUCUGCCAAUAGAUUUCCUUCCAAUGAUACUCGGGUGUUAGAGGUCACAACCAACUCUAAUGCUGGUGCAAUUUAUCCUGCCCCUGUUCAACAAGAUAAUGAUAACAAGAAGUCAGAUCCAGUGAUGAAAGUUGAGGCGCUUCAAAUCAAGUUUCUGCGGUUAGUACACAGGACUGGAGUGCCUCCCAGUACUGAUGUUGUUGCGCAGGUACUGUACAGAUUGCAGCUUGCAAACUUGAUUAAAUCUGGUGAAUCAGAUGCCAGGAGAACCAACCUCGGUAUCAACAAAGCUAGGGUUAUAGCAGCACAGCAAGAAGCACCGGGUGGGCCUGAUCUGGACCUCCCCUUGCGGAUUCUUCUUCUGGGAAAGACUGGUGUAGGAAAGAGUGCCACAAUCAAUUCGAUUUUUGAUGAAAGAAAGGUUUCUACUGAUGCACUAGUUCCUGCUACUCAUAGGAUAAAGAAGAUUGAAGGAACAAUCAAAGGAAUAAGAGUGACAGUUAUCGAUACACCUGGCCUGACGCCUCAUUACCUUGGCCAACGGAGGAACAGGAAGAUUCUGAAUUCUGUCAAGUGCUACAUUAAGCGAUCCCCACCUGAUAUUGUCUUAUACUUUGAGCGACUGGACCAUAUUAACAGCAGAUACAGUGAUUCCCCGCUGCUGAAGCUUAUGACUGACAUCUUGGGUUCUUCAAUGUGGUUCAAUACUGUCCUUGUUAUGACUCACUGUUCCUCAUCUCCUCCUGAAGGGCCAGAUGGUUAUCCUUUAGAAUAUGACGCCUACACUCGUUACUGCAAGAAUGUGGUGCAGCGGCAUAUUCAGGCAGCAGUCUCCAACACUCAGCUAGAUAAUCCUGUUGUUCUGGUAGACAAUCAUCCUAUGUGCAGACGAAACACCAAAGGUGAAAGAGUUUUACCAAAUGGGCAGGUAUGGGUAUCAGAACUGCUGCUGCUGUGUGGGGCAACUAAGUUGCUGGCAGAAGCAAAUUCCUUGCUUAAGUUUCAAGAUAGCUUCGUACUGUCACAGGCAAAUAACAGGCUACCUUCACUGCCUCAUCUUCUUUCUUCACUCCUUAAGCCUAAUUCUUCAUCAAGUUCGGAUGGUAUUGACAGUGAAUUGACAGAAAUGUCAGAUGAGGAGGAUGAGUAUGAUCAACUACCACCCUUCCGCAUUCUGAAGAAAUCUGAAUAUGAAAAUUUGACAAAUGACCAAAAGUCUGCAUAUCUUGAUGAACUGGACUACCGCGAGACUUCGUACCUGAAGAAACAGUGGAAGGAGGGAAUCAGAAGGCAAAAGCUUACUGAAGUGCAAAAUGAUGAAGUUGCAGAUGAUUAUGAAGAGGGUGCGUCCCCAGAGGUUGUGCACAUGUCAGAUAUGGAAAUUCCACUAAGUUUUGACUCUGAUUAUCCUGUGCAUCGCUACCGCCACAUCAUAACAGAUGAUCAGUUGUUCAGACCAGUUUUGGAUCCCCAAGGCUGGGACCAUGAUAUUGGGUUUGAUGCAAUCAAUUUUGAAGCAUCUCAAGAGUUGAAAAAGAAUGUCUCUGCGGCAAUUGCAGGUCAGAUGAGAAAGGACAAAGAAGACAUGUAUGUCAAUUCAGAAUGUUCAGUAAGUUAUUCUGAUCAGAGGGGCUGCUCCUUGAUUGGGGGUAUGGAUAUGCAAACGGCGAGCAGAGAUUUGGUUUGUACUGUUCAUGGGGAUGCCAAGUUCCGCAAUUUGCCUUGGAACACUACUGGAGGUGGCAUUUCUGUUACUAAGUUUGGCAACAAGUACUUUGCCGGGGCCAAGUUAGAAGACUCUGUUACCAUUGGGAAGCGAGUUCAACUGGUAGCCAAUGCCGGUAGAAUGGCUGGCUGUGGACAAGUGGCACAUGGAGGUGGCAUGGAGAUAACUGCACGGGGGAAAGAUUACCCUGUGAGGGAAGAGCGCGUCACAUUAUCUGUCACCACUCUGUCGUUCGAAAAAGAUACUGUAAUUGGGGCCAACCUUCAGUCAGACUUCCGAGUGGGCCGUGGAUCGAAAAUGUCAGUCGGCGCUAACCUAAACAGUAGAAACUUAGGCAAGCUCAGCAUCAAGACUAGCACGUCAGACCAUGCUGAGAUGGCUCUGAUAGCAGUUGUCUCGUUGAUCCAGUUCUUUAGGAGAAGAUCAGGAGGAGCUGAUAAAGGCGACCAGCAGUUUGACACCUACCUGGAUGACUAAAUAACAGAUACAAGGAUAAGACAGCCAUACUGUGUUUUAGAUGUUCAGCAGCACCAAGAUUCACUGCUACUUUGUGAAGCUAUGGCGUUUCUCCGUCUAGGGUUCCAACUUGUACAGAAUUCUUGUAUAUGAGUUUUGAGUAUAGUUAUGAAGGUUGCAUUUUCCAUGAGAAGAGUUGUUCUGCCUCUAGGCCAGCCACUAGGGUUUAAUAAUGUAGUAAUCAGGAAGUUUUGAGUUUUGACAUCACAGUGUUUAGCUUUGGGGUUGUGCGUCAUGUAUCACCCAUUGUCAUUUUUUUUUUGGCUCUCUUCCAAGUAAAAGGACAGAUUUUGUUGAUGAUACAAUUUUAGCCCACAUAUAUGGAGGAAAAUGUAGCAUUUCUCAUCA